Molecule: messenger RNA, 775 nt
Organism: Musa acuminata subsp. malaccensis (wild Malaysian banana)
Lineage: Eukaryota; Viridiplantae; Streptophyta; Magnoliopsida; Zingiberales; Musaceae
Product: protein GRIM REAPER-like
Source: RefSeq, a predicted model, not a curated record
UGGUCUCUAUCGUUCGAAUACCAACCUGGCUAACCAUGCAUAUAUAAGGCCACGAUCCUUGCUGUAAAGAGAGAUUGAUUGAGCAAGAGAGAGGGAGGAGAGAAUGGCCACCACCUGCCUCUCUUCUCGGAGACUCCUCGUCUCCGUUCUCUUGCUCAUGAUCUCGCCCAUCGCUCCUCCAUGCCGCAUUGCCUCGGCGAUGGAGGAGGAGUACGCUGCCGUGGUGGGGAACCACUUCAUGGGGUUGAGUCCACGCGCAGGGAGUCGGUUCUUGGCGCAGGGCGUGAAGAAAGGAGACCGGUGCGAUCCCGUCGCCAACAACGUCUGCUCCGGGGUGCAGGCCAAGGACGGCACCCAGCUGCUGUACUGCUGCAAGAGCCACUGCCGCAACGUGCUCAACGACCGCAACAACUGCGGCGCCUGCGGCGUCAGGUGCGGAUUCGGGCAGCUGUGCUGCAAGGGGAAGUGCACCGCGGUGGCCUACGACGUCGACAACUGCGGCAAGUGCGGGACGGUGUGCCAGCCGGAGCUGCGCUGCGAGUAUGGCAGCUGUGGCUAUGCCUGACCGUGUUCUUCUGAUUGUUUCGAGUCGUUGGAGUAUAUGUACGUAGACGGAUAGUGUCUGGUAUGGGAACAGGGAAGUGAAAGGAGGAUGGCACUCUGCUCUCUGUUACUUGUUGCUUCUGUGAAAGGCAGGCCAGGAGGUACAGGAAGCCUUUGUAAACAAGCUUAAGAACGUCUUUUGUCUAUUGAUGACCAAUAAGCCUGUUUCCAA